CCAAUUGGCGUUCUUGCUCUUCGCGCUUUUUUUUCUCUUUCUUUUAAGCUUGGUCUCUUUUAUUCUUUCGGUACGUCGUUGCUCUAUGUAUACAUAAUACAUACGAACUCUGUAGCGAUCAUAGAGAGCUCGGGCAUUAUAUGAGGACUUUUAUUUCUUCUCUACCUAUUUUGUUGUUUGAACGUCUUCUAGUUUUUUUAUCUUUUUCUUGUCAUUGACAAAUCAACCAGUUAUUAUUUUUAUUUGGUGUUGUUGAUUGAAUAAUAUUUUUUCAAUUCUAUUUCAUUAUUUUCAUAUUUGAACUAGAGUGAUUAGUGUUUUAAUUGAGGUGAAAAUAUAAAUAAUAAUAAUGAAACAACGAAGAAGUUGUGAUGAAUGGGAAAAUAACUCAGAAGCCAACUAUCAACCUCAAGAGUAUGAUGAUCUAUCAAAGCAUUCAGAGUUGAGACAAUCAAUAAGGGAGAAUGCAACUGUUGAAGAAUCAUCGACAAUUGAUAUCAAAGAAGCAAACCAGCCAAUAAAAAAUGAAAACGUAAAUUCCUGUAUCAAAGAAGUAUGUCUGAAUCAUCAACAACAUGAACAGCAACAACAACAGCAGCAAAAACAAGAAUUCGAGUAUGUUGAGGAUGGCGGGGAUAAUGUGGGCGUGCUGGAGGCGGUCCAACCGGAAAUUGAAAAUGGCGUACUGGUUGAAACUAACACAUCUGAACAUAGUGCACUAUCUUUUGUUCCAACAGAACAUCAAAGUACAAACUCUUACAGUCUUCAUCAUACUCUAGACUAUCAACAACCCCAUGAAAUUUUUCACCACAGGGAUUGUCUUACAGUAGAAUCUCAAGAUUAUAGUUGUGAUAAAUCGAAAGAAAAGAAGGAACAAAAUCAGCAACAGGUUGAUUCCCUCCAUCAACACCACCACUCACACCAUGAACAUCAUCAACAGCACCAUCAAUAUGAGCAGCUCGGCGGGGCAAUAGAAGUAACUGUUCCUGAGGGAGGGGAUGACCGGCAUUCAUCCGAGGUUUCGCUUCCAAGUGAGGGAAAUCGAGUCAGUAGUCACAUGCCACACUCUACGAUGCAUCGGUACGCAGCAACUGAGACACUCUCUCAAUCAGAUCAUCAUCUCAAUCAUCAUCAUCAUCACCAUCACCACCAACAACCACAACAUUUAAGUGAUCCGCAAUUGAUACAAAGACAUUUGGAAGACGCUAAUCAUCAUCAAGAAACAGUGGAAAGACUUAGUGGAAUUGUAGCAGCAAUGAGAGGAACAAGGAGUGAUUUUGCUUUAGGAGUCUUGUUUCCAACACUAACAGGAGGUGGAUCAGCUACUACGGAAUCAGUUGAAAGUGCUAGUGCACAUCAUUUAGAUGAUGUUUUACCAGAAGAUACUUAUCUUCAACAUCAAAUAAGAUCCAGUGGCGGUGGUGGAGGUGUUUCACCGCCAGUAAGAACUGGAAGUUCUCCAAGUUCUAGUAGGAGUCCUCAUGACGAUCAAGGAAUUAAUUCUCCACAUCGACAUUCGUCCAAUAAUGAUGGAAGUUAUAGUCCUAAUGAUCAAAGUAGAAUUCAAAAUUUUACACAUCUGACUUCAAUGCAACCACCUAAUCCAAUUGCUGCUCAUGGACUUGCAGACAAUGAACGGAAUGAUCUUUACAUGGUUUCUGUCUACAAUCAACAUUCAAGUACUCCUCAUCAUCACCAUCAAGAUCACGACCAAGGGCCUCCAACUCCUCAUUCAUCACCUGGACCAUUGACUAAUCCUUCACUGUAUCGCACUAUGAGUGGAGUUGGUUCAAUGGGAGGAGCAGGUGCAGGAGGUGGUUACGCACUAUCAUAUAUGACUGCUAGUCCCACCGAGCUUGCUGGAUCUCCUCAGCAGCUUUGGAGUUCAUCAAGUCUCAAUACAUCACUCCCACCAAUAUCUGAAGAUUAUAAUAAUAAACCAACUGGAGGAGUUACCCAUCAAAGUUUACCAUCAUUUUCACAACCCUUUGGAGCACGUUCUGGUGGUCGAGGAUACUCUCCACCAUAUUGUAUACAACCAACAACAACAGGAUCAUCAGGUGGUACCACGGGUGAAACUUGGCCUUAUCCCAUUCCAACAGUUGAUUCUCUUGCUUCCUCAUACACAAGUAUUGCAACACCCACAAGACGACAAACAAACAAUCCAUCAGGCGCACAUAAUCAAAUAAGCGCAGCUGCAAGUCUAUCAGCAAUGCACAGCAUCGAGGCAGAAUACUAUACAGAGGGUCGCGAAUGUGUGAACUGUGGAGCGAUAUCGACCCCUCUGUGGCGAAGAGACGGUACGGGACAUUAUCUAUGCAAUGCCUGCGGCCUUUACCACAAGAUGAACGGCAUGAAUCGGCCACUGGUCAAGCAAUCGAGACGAUUGUCAGCAUCGAAGCGAGUUGGUCUAUGUUGCAGUAAUUGCCAAACACAUGUAACAUCUUUAUGGCGUAGAAACUCCAGUGGAGAUCCAGUAUGCAACGCUUGUGGACUUUAUUUCAAACUUCAUGGAGUCUGCAGACCAUUGGCUAUGAAAAAGGAUAAUAUUCAGACUCGUAAACGAAAGCCAAAGGGUACUAUGAAAUCCAGUAGUGUGGAUUGUACCAUGAGAAUAUCAAUAGAAGAUCAUUCUAUUAAUAAUAAUAACAAUAACAAUAACAAUAGUCAUCCUGCCAAACGUCUAAAAUUAGAUCCAGAUGCUUAUGGAGAUCUAGGAAUAAACCAUCAGAAUACAUCACAGUCAACAUAUUCACAUUCAAUCUACAGCGCAAAUUCACAAGGUACUGGUCGGGUAAUUUCCUAUCAACCUGCAAUACAAGUAGGAUAUUAUGAAAUGAUGGAAUCACAUCAGCAGCAACAACAGCAACAGCAACAGCAGCAACAUCAAGAAUUACUAGAUUGUCAUUCACCUAAAGUAGAAUGUUCUUCACCAUCAAAUCGUGGUUCUCCUGCUUUAUUAUCAGCUAAUCAUUCACCAGAUCAUCAUUUGACAACUCCUCAUAUCGUAACCUUAGGAAAUUCAUCUCCAACUACAACUAAUAAUAAAUUGAUGCUUGACAAUAGUCAUUUAGAAAGACCUACUGUCGUAUCAAUAUCUUCUUAAAGUUUCCAGAAUUAUGUUUAUUGUUUAAGAAAAAUUUUUUAAUUGGCUUGAGAAGUCGAAAUUUUUUUUUCAUUUUUUAUAAGAAAUUUUAAAAUUUUAUGUAGAUUUAAUGAUAAAAAUAUUUUUCGCUGCUAUUGAUAGCAGCAUAGGUUGUGAUUGUAAAAAAUGACCUCGUGUAAAAAUUGAGAUGAACAUUUUUAUGAAUUAAACACAAUCAGCAAUCUUCCUUCGAUUUAAUCAUAUAAAAUAUAUUCAUAUAUAUUUUUUUUAUAAUAAUAAUAAUAAUAAUAUGGCAUAUUAUUUCUAGAUGUAUAUACUUUUGUCCUAUGAGGAAAGUAAAAAAAAAAAAAGUAAAUAAAUAUUAAAAUUAAGCUAAAAUUAAAAUUUCUAUUGUGUAAUAUAAAUAUUCAAGUGAAUCAAAUUGAGUUCAUAUCUCAUUAUAUUCAUCUAUUUCGAUAUUACUAUGUAAAGUUUAUAUCAAUUUUAUUUUAAUUCCUUUUUAAUAUUUUCAUGAGUUAUUAUAUUUUGAUUUUAUUAUUUUCUAUUUCACCAAAGAGGAUAUGGGAAUAGUUAUGAAUUACGAUUUUAAUAUUGUACAAUUUUAAUAUUAAAUUAUUGUUAACAUGACCACUAUAUUAUUUUGAACAUUAUCGCUACUGUUACACGCACUUAUAUCUAUAAAAAUUUAUUCAUACAUAAAUAUCCAAACAUAUAAUAAAUAUGUAAUACAUAAAAUACGAUUAAAAAAUGCCAAAUAAAAAAAAAUCUA
This is a messenger RNA of Chelonus insularis, 3875 nucleotides long. Its product is annotated as box A-binding factor-like. Gene Ontology annotation, biological process: positive regulation of transcription by RNA polymerase II; negative regulation of transcription by RNA polymerase II; cell fate commitment. Bases 350 to 3106 code for a protein of 918 amino acids. NCBI's taxonomy places the organism in Eukaryota, Metazoa, Arthropoda, Insecta, Hymenoptera, Braconidae. The record is from RefSeq and is a predicted model, not a curated record. The transcript is spliced from 8 exons. Gene Ontology annotation, molecular function: RNA polymerase II cis-regulatory region sequence-specific DNA binding; DNA-binding transcription factor activity, RNA polymerase II-specific; zinc ion binding.